CACACGGCAGUUGCAGGCUACAUGCAAAUCUCACGUCGGCCAAGCGGUGUUGGGUGUUCCUCCCUAAUUCUUCCUCCCCUUCCUUCGCGGCUUCGCUUCCGUUUCUCGCAGCGAGGCGAAUCCCAAAUCCGCGCCGAUCCAACGCGAAUCAACCGAGAGGCAAGGGGACACGAUUCGAAUCGAGACGAGCGCCAUGAACCCGAGAGGCUACCGUAGCAACAGAACUUCUCUCUUCGAUGGCAUUGAGGAAGGUGGAAUCCGAGCAACAUCCUAUUCUUCCCAUGAGAUAGAUGAACAUGAAAAUGAUCGAGCUAUUGAUGGACUGCAGGAUCGUGUCAGCAUUCUUAAGCGGCUGUCAGGUGACAUCCAUGAGGAGGUGGAGACUCAUAACAGAAUGCUAGACCGCAUGGGGAAUGAUAUGGAUACAUCAAGGGGUUUUCUCUCAGGAACUGUGGACAAAUUCAAGAUGGUGUUUGAGACCAAAUCAAGUCGGAGGAUGGGAACCCUGGUGGCAUCAUUCGUUGCUCUUUUUCUGCUGGUUUACUACUUGACCAGGUAGAAGCAUCCCCGAGGAAACCUAUGUUGGCUGGUGUGUUGAAGAACAUGCUGGAAAUUGAUAUGUACCGGUCGACUUACGAUGCAGUAUAUUAUACCCUUGGGAACUCACUUUUUUGAAUGCAAAGUACGUUGAUCCUGGUGUUGCGAAUUGUAUAACGAUCACAGCGUGUUGGAUGGACUCUUUGCACUGCUGCUGUAACUGAAGAAACUGGAUUCACCUUUGUUGUCUGUUCCUCUGUUAUCAUGCUGUGCGUGGUACAAGCAGUGCACCCACCUGUAAUGUUUACCAAGAUGUAUCCAGUUGGUUGCCUUGUAGCUGGACUUGUUUAUUUAAUAAUAGUUGUAUAGAACGAAGCUUGUUUGAGGACCUG
Messenger RNA from Panicum virgatum (switchgrass), 929 nucleotides. Its product is annotated as bet1-like SNARE 1-1. The transcript is spliced from 6 exons. NCBI's taxonomy places the organism in Eukaryota, Viridiplantae, Streptophyta, Magnoliopsida, Poales, Poaceae. Bases 194 to 559 code for a protein of 121 amino acids. The record is from RefSeq and is a predicted model, not a curated record.